Messenger RNA from Dromaius novaehollandiae (emu), 1460 nucleotides. It is a transcript of the gene SDHC, whose product is annotated as succinate dehydrogenase complex subunit C. Gene Ontology annotation, molecular function: electron transfer activity; oxidoreductase activity, acting on the CH-CH group of donors. Gene Ontology annotation, biological process: tricarboxylic acid cycle; mitochondrial electron transport, succinate to ubiquinone. The coding region runs from base 65 to 574 and encodes 169 amino acids. The transcript has 6 exons. Gene Ontology annotation, cellular component: membrane. NCBI's taxonomy places the organism in Eukaryota, Metazoa, Chordata, Aves, Casuariiformes, Dromaiidae. The record is from RefSeq and is a predicted model, not a curated record.
CCGAGCGGGCGCGGCGGGAGCGGAAGUGCGUCACGGCCGCUUCCGGCGUGCAGGGCGCUCCAAGAUGGCGGCGCUGGCGUUGAGAUGUGUCGGACGGCGAUGCCUCUUGGCUCGGCUUGGCCCCGGCCUUUCUGUGCGACAUGUUGUCCCCAUGGGAACGACAGCGAAGGAGGAGAUGGCCCGCUUUUGGGAUAAGAACACCAAGUCCAAUCGCCCCUUGUCCCCUCACGUCACAAUUUACAAGUGGUCUCUGCCCAUGGCGAUGUCCAUCACGCACCGGGGCACUGGCAUUGCGCUGAGCUUGGGAGUCUCCCUCUUCGGUCUGGCUGCCCUGGUUCUCCCAGAGCAGUUUCCCCACUACCUGGCAAUGGUGAAGUCGCUCAGCCUGGGGCCUGCUCUUAUCUACUCCGCUAAGUUCGCUCUGGCUUUCCCCCUCUCCUACCACACCUGGAACGGAAUCCGGCACCUCGCAUGGGACAUGGGGAAGGGGUUCAAGCUCUCCCAAGUCAACCAGUCUGGUGUGCUGGUCCUCGUCCUGACCCUGCUCUCCUCUGCUGGCCUCGCGGCGAUGUGAAGGCAUCUCCUGGUUGAUGGCCUCCUUUUUCUUGAAGAUCUGGUCUGUCCGUCCUGGCCCACCUCAGGAUUUGGGAGGGAGGUGGGAGAACAGACUCCUGAGUAACUAUAAAUCUUUGGGGAAGGUGGCACUUCCCCUCCUCGCAAAUUUUGUGGAUGAUCAGAGUUGCUUAUCAUUAGCCUGGACGAUGCGCUCUGCCUUUUUGACGGUGGGGGGAGAGGACGGGGUGUCUCCUCAAAUACCAGAAUAGCCACAGAGAGCUGGGCACAAGUUAACAGCUGAUUUCCAGCAUGCUCAAGCACUCGCAGAGAACUGCCUAACUCAGUGCUGUUCUUUCAGGCAAAUUCCGGUGCAUUUUUUUCUCCCUGCUCUGUCCCAAUGCUUGAGACAAUGCCCAUUGUGUCCUCUCAGGUCCGAGUGGGCUCAGGGGAGGAGAUGCCAGCGCUGCUGGUAGUGCGUGUGUAGGCCUGGUGCAGGACAACCAUCUCCAUUGAGGCGCCCUGUCCUAGGGGAGGGAGAGCAGAUGGAGCUGCCAACGCCAGUGCCCGUGAGGGGAAUGGGUAAUUGGUGCCAUCCGGGAUGCAACACCGGCCGCGCGACCCUGGGCUUUCCAAGGCUGCCAGCGGUGCACAGGAGCAGGCUGGGUGGUCGCGCUCAGACCUGCAGAUGUUCGGUCCUGACUCCUUCUCACUGAAAACGUGGUGGUUCAGCAAACUUGGGGGCUCUGGAGCCCCUGCCAAUGAAAACAUCCUGUUUUCCCCUGUAUUUUCCUGUCUCUAAAAUGGGAGUGAUGUGGUUUUCCCAUUGCGUGUUGUCACCAGCUCUUGUGUCCUUGCCUGUUUGUAACUCGUCCACCAUUGCAAUAAAGCAGCCUUGAUCUUUCGCA